GUUUGUACCUUUAGCCUAGUUUUUAUAUUUUAAAGUCACACAACCUAACCAAAUUGAAUUGGCCAAAACUUCAAGGCUGCCACUGGCAUUGUCAUCUCGAAUGGCUAAUUCAGUUCAGAGUUGCUCUUCAGUCGUGGCUCGUUCUGAUUUUCUCCUGGCCGAUUUGGUAUUUGAUCAGACUCACUGCUUCAGAUCUUUAUCUUUCCCUUUUCAGCUCUCUGGUCUUCAUCUCAAAUGUGUAAAGUCUUCAAGACAAGUCGAGUCACAUAGAUUCAUCAGUACAGUUGUGAAAGCGAUGAAUAAUCUUGAUCAACAGGAAGUUGAUAUCUCCUUAAGCCCUCGAGUAAAUUCUUUAAAACCUUCAAAGACUGUUGCUAUAUCAGACUUGGCUACAAGUCUUGCUCAAGCUGGUGUUCCUGUUAUCAAAUUAGCAGUUGGAGAACCCGACUUUGAUACUCCAACUGUAAUAGUAGAGGCUGGGAUAAAUGCAAUUCGUGAAGGGCACACAAGGUAUACCUCGAAUGCUGGAACUUUAGAAGUUCGAGAAGCAAUAUGCCAUAAGCUUAAAGAGGAAAAUGAAAUUUCUUACAGUCCUGAUCAGAUUCUAGUUAGCAAUGGAGCCAAGCAAAGUACUAUACAAGUUGUGCUUGCAGUUUGUGCCCCGGGAGACGAGGUUAUAAUUCCAGCUCCAUAUUAUGUGAGCUAUCCAGAGAUGGCAAGGCUGGCUGACGCAACACCUGUGAUUCUGCCAACAAAGAUUGAGGACAAUUUUCUGCUGGACCCAAAGGUUCUUGAAUCCCAAAUCACUGAGAAGUCAAGACUACUGAUUCUUUGCUCUCCAUCCAACCCAACAGGAUCUGUUUACCCGAAGAAAUUGCUUGAAGAGAUUGCUGAAAUUGUUGCAAAGCAUCCUAGGCUUUUGGUUGUUUCAGAUGAAAUAUAUGAACACAUAAUUUAUAGGCCGGCAACUCAUACAAGCUUUGCAUCUCUACCAGGCAUGUGGGAGAGGACACUUACUGUCAAUGGCUUUUCUAAGGCUUUUGCUAUGACUGGUUGGCGACUUGGAUAUGUUGCUGGUCCUAAACAUUUUAUUACAGAAUGUGAAAAGCUACAGAGUCAGUUCACAUCAGGUGCCUGUAGUAUAUCACAGAAAGCGGCUGUUGCUGCCUUAGGAUUGGGUUAUGCUGGUGGGGAGGAGUGUGCUAUUAUGGUGAAAGCAUUCAGAGAAAGGCGGGAUUUCUUAGUCGAAAGCUUUAGUAAAAUGGAGGGUGUUAAAAUCUCAGAGCCCCAGGGAGCUUUCUAUCUCUUCAUUGAUUUAAGCUAUUACUAUGGAACAAUGGUUGAAGGAUUUGGAAGAAUAGAUGAUUCAGAGUCUCUUUGUCGUUACCUUCUAGAAAAGGGUCAGGUUGCAGUAGUCCCAGGGGGUGCGUUUGGAGACGAUAGUUGCAUACGAAUCUCUUAUGCUACAUCCCUCGCAGACCUCCAAGAAGCUUUCAAAAGAAUUAAGAAGGCAAUUAUUAUUCUUAGGCCUCCUAUGCUUAACUCAACAUAGAAACUGAUCUUUUGUAAUUUAUCUAAGUUCGAAAGUUUGUGCUUUGUAAUAGUUAUUUAUAUAUGGUUGUAAAAUGACAACUUAGGAGGUAUAUAUAUAAAAGAAAAUUUAAUUAUGUUAUUGAUUGACU
Molecule: messenger RNA, 1682 nt
Organism: Cannabis sativa
Lineage: Eukaryota; Viridiplantae; Streptophyta; Magnoliopsida; Rosales; Cannabaceae
Product: bifunctional aspartate aminotransferase and glutamate/aspartate-prephenate aminotransferase
Exons: 9
Coding region: 101-1552 (483 amino acids)
Biological process (GO): biosynthetic process
Molecular function (GO): catalytic activity; pyridoxal phosphate binding
Source: RefSeq, a predicted model, not a curated record